Molecule: messenger RNA, 3435 nt
Organism: Merops nubicus (carmine bee-eater)
Lineage: Eukaryota; Metazoa; Chordata; Aves; Coraciiformes; Meropidae
Gene: UBN1
Product: ubinuclein 1
Cellular component (GO): nucleus
Source: RefSeq, a predicted model, not a curated record
AUGACAGAGCCGCACAGGGUUUCGUUCACUACCCUGCACGGCCCCCUGAGCAGCAGCUUCUUGAAGAGGCUCGGAAGGCGGCCAAAACGGAAGGAGGACGGGGAGCAGCCCCCGGACUCGGAGCCGGCCGCCGCCGCCGUGCGCAUCACCCUCACCCUCUUCGAGCCCGACCACAAGCGCUGCCCGGAGUUUUUCUAUCCAGAUCUUCUCAAGAGUUACCGAGGGAAAGUCAAAGGGGGUUCCUCAGGAGACAGGAAGAAAGACUCUGCUGAUCCCUUCAAUGAUGAUGAGAAGGAAAGGCAUAAAGUGGAGGCUCUUGCCAGGAAGUUUGAAGAAAAAUAUGGUGGGAAGAGGCGUAGGAAGGACCGAAUCCAGGACCUGAUUGACAUGGGCUAUGGCUACGACGAGUCCGACUCCUUCAUCGACAACUCCGAGGCGUACGACGAGCUCGUUCCAGCUUCUCUGACGACCAAGUAUGGAGGGUUUUACAUCAACUCAGGCACGCUGCAGUUUCGGCAGGCCUCUGAAUCUGAAGAUGACUAUGUUAAAGAGAAGAAGAAGAAGUGUCCCAAGAAGCGGAAGCUGAAAGAGGGAGGUGAGAAAAUGAAGAAGAAGAAGAAAGAUGAUUCUUACGACAAGGAAAAGAAAUCCAAAAAGUCCAAAUUCCCAAAAGCUGGCUUUACAGCAUUAAAUGCAAGCAAGGAGAAGAAGAAGAAGAAAUACUCGGGCGCUCUCAGUGUCAAGGAGAUGCUGAAGAAGUUCCAGAAGGAGAAGGAGGCUCAGAAGAAGAAAGAUGAAGAGCAGAAAGCAGCAACUCCCUCCCCAGCAGAGCCUCCAGCCCCCCGGGAGGGGGAGGUGAUGCCUGACCCCCUGCUCUCUCUUUUUGGCCACGCCAGUGAUAACGACCUGCUCACAGCAGCCACAGCCAUGGACUCCUUAACUGACCUGGACCUGGAGCGGCUCCUGAGCGAUUCCCCUGAGGGGAGUCCCCUUCCUGAGGUGGAGGAUGGGAGUGAUCCUGGUGGGAUGGGCUUGGAGCAGGAUUUCAAGCAGCCACCAUCCCUCCCCGAAGGUCUCCCGGCCCCUUUGGAGAAACGCAUCAAGGAGCUGGCACAGGCUGCCCGAGCUGCAGAGGGAGAAGGCAAACAGAGAUUCUUCACUCAGGAUAUCAACAACAUCAUACUGGACAUCGAGCUGCAGACCCGGGAGCUGAGCAGCCAGGUCCGCUCGGGGGUGUACGCCCACCUGGCUGCCUUCUUCCCCUGCAGCAAGGACACCCUGGUCAAGAGGGCCCGGAAGCUUUAUCUCUAUGAGCAGGGUGGCCGGUUGAGGGAACCUCUGCAGAAGCUCAAGGAAGCCAUUGGAAGGGCCAUGCCAGAGCAGAUGGCCAAGUACCAGGAGGAAUGCCAAGCUCACACUCAGGCCAAGUUUGCCAAGAUGCUGGAAGAGGAAAAGGACAAAGACCAGCGAGAUCGAGUUUGUUCUGAUGAUGAGGAGGAUGAAGAAAAGGGAGGGAAGCGUGUCACGGGACCACGAAAGAAAUUUCAAUGGAAUGAUGAGAUCAGGGAGCUGCUUUGCCACUUGGUGAAGAUUAAGUUGGAUGGUUAUGACCUUGACAAGAAUAAGGCUCAGUCUCUAGAGGAUUAUGUGAAGACCUUCCUAGAUGGAGAGGUGAAGCCCCUUUGGCCAAAAGGCUGGAUGCAGGCCAGGACACUGUUUAAGGAGAGCAGGCGUGUACACGGACACCUCACAUCAGUCCUGGCGAAGAAGAAAGUUAUAGCUCCUACUAAGGUGAAAGUGAAGGAGUCUUCCUGCAAGCCAGAGAAAAAGGUAUCGGUUGCCAUUCCUUCGAUGCACUCGAGCAGCACCUUAGCUCUGUCUUCAGAGCCCCAGGCAGGAGCUGUGGGCAUCAGUACCCAGACCAGAGAACUCUUGGCCCUUGGGACAGCCCAAGCAGCCAGCAGCACUGGCACUCCUGCUACCUUCAAGGAUGACUCCUUGGACGAGGACUUGAUUCAUAAUCCCACGUCCUCCCUCGAAGCGGUCUCUAAGGAACUGGCUGUGCUGAACAGCAGAGCUGGAGGGAGUCCUGACUUCACUCUUCCUGGAGCUCCAAAAGCUCCGCCAGAGAAGGUCCCAACUCAUGCAUCCUCAGAGGAGAAGAGGACGUUUCCAAAGUCCAGCCCUUCCCCUACAUCAUCCUCUGGUUCCCUCCAGUCUCCUCUAAAUUUCCUGGCUGAGCAGGCUCUGGCGUUGGGCCAGUCUUCUCAAGACAAAAAGACAGAGAACUCUAACUACAAAGAGCUCUCCUGCCAAGCCUCCCCCAGCAAAAUCCUUCCUGAUGCACAUCAGGCUAAACAGAAACACCACGGCCUGGUCCGGCCAAGCCACGGGCCUCAGCCCUCCACCCCCCCGCUGCCGGGUUCCCAGGUGAAGGUCUUCCACUCAGGCAGCCAGCUCCAGAAAACUUUCACCUCCCCGGCUCCAUUUGUCAAACUGCAGAAUCCCAAGUCCUCCUCUCCGCUGCCCCAACGUUCCCUCCUCCAACAAGUCAAGUCCUCAACCAAAGCUCAGAGCUUCCAUCCCUCUGCGUCGCCGGGCGGCCCCCCGAACCCCAGCGGCUCCCACAAGAGCCCAGGCUCCUCCUCCUCCUCCUCCUCCUCUCUGGCCUACACAGGGAAGCACUCGGGCAGCUCCAGCUCUUCAGGACAAUCUUACAAGUCGCCCUUUGUUUCUGGUUCCCUCUCCAAGCACGGGGCUUCUUCCAGCAGCUCCUCCUCUGGAGCUUCUGCAAACCAGGGCUGCUCGGGGAGCUCGCUGCCCAGCGUGCAGACCCCUGCCUCGGGCCCGGCCUCCGCCCGCCCCUCCUCCAGCUCCUCACUGAAGAAGACUCCUGUUUCCCAGAAGUUGACUCUGGUGGCACCUCCCGGAGGUUCAAAUGGAGAUUCUAGUGGGGGCACUCAAGGGGUGGCCAAAUUGCUGACCUCCUCCCUAAAGCCAGCUGUGGUUAGCAGCACCGCCUCUUCUACCUCUGUGCCGAAAGGAACCAGUGGAGCUGUGCUGCUAACGAGUUCUUCCUCUCUCAGCGUACUGGCUCCAUCCUACAAGUCCAGCAGUCCAAAGCUGCCAGCUGCCCUGAGCCCCACCCCGUUAGGUAUUAUCUCUCCAAUCCAUUCCUUCCCUCUCCACGUCAUCUCCUUCAGUUCAGACUCCUCCCCAAAAGCUGGAGUAUCAAAGGAUGCAAUAGUUACAGGACCUGCUCCAGGAACUUUCCACCACGGCCUUGGCCACAGUCUUCUGGCUGGCUUGCACUCCAGCCCCCACCAUGCAGCGCCUCUCCCACACUCUGCCCUGUCCACUCAUUUACCACAGAGUUUGCCAGAUGCUCCUCAGCUUCACGGCAAAGGGUCCAACGCUCAGCAGCGCAAGUUGUGA